This is a messenger RNA of Cervus elaphus (red deer), 604 nucleotides long. RefSeq names its product keratin-associated protein 6-1. The coding region runs from base 46 to 303 and encodes 85 amino acids. The transcript has a single exon. Lineage: Eukaryota; Metazoa; Chordata; Mammalia; Artiodactyla; Cervidae. Gene Ontology annotation, biological process: keratinization. The record is from RefSeq and is a predicted model, not a curated record.
UCUACUCUCCUUCUCUACCCGAGAACAACCUCAACAACCAACAGCAUGUGUGGCUACUACGGAAACUACUAUGGCGGCCUGGGCUGUGGAAGCUACGGCUACGGAGGCCUGGGCUGUGGCUAUGGCUCCUGCUAUGGGUCUGGCUUCCGCAGGCUGGGCUGUGGCUACGGCUGUGGCUACGGCUAUGGCGCCCGCUCUCUCUGUGGAAGUGGCUACGGAUGCGGCUAUGGCGCCCGCUCUCUCUGUGGAAGUGGCUACGGAUGCGGCUCUGGCUAUGGCUCUGGCUUUGGCUACUACUAUUGAGGACGCCAUGGAAGACUCUCACCCUCUACACCUGGACACCAGGAUUCACCAGCUCUGAAGCCCUCAUGUUCUGUGCCUUUCCCCUGGGUGAUGGUUAUCCCACAGCAAGGAAGUUUAGUGUGGACUAUUCCUAGCCUACCUUCUAACCUAAAUUCUCUGAAUUUACAUCAGUAAGAGAUAUAAAGUGAAAUCCACCUUGACCUCAGAGUUUCAUCAAGACGGUGAUACCAUAGUAACUGACUUGAUGCCUUCCAUGCUGUCUUUGUCUUAACCUAAUAAACUUGUCCGAUGCAAACAGCAA